Molecule: messenger RNA, 1929 nt
Organism: Pseudogymnoascus destructans
Lineage: Eukaryota; Fungi; Ascomycota; Leotiomycetes; Thelebolales; Thelebolaceae
Exons: 1
Coding region: 529-1929 (466 amino acids)
Biological process (GO): protein insertion into mitochondrial inner membrane from matrix; mitochondrial respiratory chain complex III assembly
Cellular component (GO): mitochondrial inner membrane
Molecular function (GO): ATP hydrolysis activity; ATP binding
Source: RefSeq, a predicted model, not a curated record
AUAGUUGGUUAGGGAUAGUUGGUUAGAGGGGAUAGUUGGUUAGAGGGGAUAGUUGGUUAGAGGGGAUAGUUGGUUAGAGGGGAUAGUUAGAGUGUAAAGGAGGAGGAGGAGCGAGGACUCAUCUCUCAACUCGGCAGACGGCACGCGCGGCUCACGGUUCCCGACCGAUUCCAUCACCAGUCUGCAAACCUCCAUGGAGAGUCUUAACUAUCCCCUCCCUCGGACUUCGGACUUGGCCUCCUAUGCAUAAGAGAUAUGUAGCCACCGGAGCGGAGCUAUUGAAAUCCCCGAGCCUGCGCGCCCGCGUGGCUGUUAUUCCGCCAUCUGGCGUAAGGCUGAAGGGCGGUGGGUUAUGCACGUGAUGGUGGUUUCCGCCCCGCCAGGUAAUUCACCAACAAAUCCCGCUCCGCUCCGCCAAUCGAGAUAUCCCAUCCUAGCUUCAACCAGCGAGCUCCAGUGACGGGCUUCCAAGAAGAAGGAAAAAAAAACAAGUUACCACCCCCCAGGCGCGAGCUUCACGACGACGGAAUGACGACUAUCACACCCCCAGAGUCAGGCUCAGGGGCUGCAGCAGCUGGCCCCUCCUUCCUCCCCCUCGACACCCUUUUCUCCAACCCCCUCUUCGCUGGGGGUCUCGGGCUCGCAUCUCUGGGCUACGCAGCUACCCUCGCGCGGCGUGUUGCUAUUCGCUCCGGCGCGCUGCUGAAACGACGUCUGUUGGUUUCUCUCGAAGUCUCCAAAAACGACGACGCAUACCCCAUGCUCCUCGCCUGGCUCUCCCUCCACCGCGCGCCGACCUCGAGGGUCGCCGCAGCCCUAACCCGCGUCCACGACCUCAGCAUGCGCACCGCGCGCCGGCCCCUCGGAAACGGCGAGGUCGCAACGACAUUCCUCCUCCAGCCUGGCUACGGUCGACACGUCGUGCGCUUCGGAGGCGCCUACCUAGCCGUCCACCGCGAGCGCAAGGCAAGCGCGAAUCUAAACACCGGCGAGCCCUUCGAAACACUCACCCUCACAACGCUCUACGCGCACCGCCACGUCUUCGAGGACCUGUUCGGCGAAGCGUACGCCCUCUCCGCCAAGGCAGGGGAGGAUCGUACACCCGUCCUCAGCGCGUCGGGGACGGGAUGGGCGCCCUUCGGUGAGGCGAGGAGGAAACGGCCGUUGGGGAGUGUUAUCCUGGAUAAGGGGGUUGCGGAACGGGUGUUGGAUGAUGUCCGCGAGUUCUGGGGGGCGAGGGAUUGGUAUGAGCAGAGGGGGAUUCCGUAUCGGCGGGGGUAUUUAUUGCAUGGACCCCCGGGGAGUGGGAAGAGCUCGUUUAUACUUGCGUUGGCGGGGGAGGUGGGGUGUGGCGUUGCCAUUGUGAAUCUCAGCGAGCGCGGGCUCACAGAUGAGCGACUGAGUGUUUUGCUUUCCAAGGUCCCUCCUAAGACGAUAUUGUUGUUGGAGGAUGCGGAUGCGGCGUUCGUGGAGCGGAAGGGCGGAGAUGGGGGGUGGGGCGGUGUGACGUUCAGUGGGUUGCUCAAUGCACUUGAUGGUGUUGCGGCGGGGGAGGAGAGGGUGGUGUUCCUGACGACGAAUUGGGUGGGGAGGUUGGAUGAGGCGCUCGUGAGGCCGGGGAGGGUGGAUGUUAUUGAGUGUAUUGGGUCUGCGACCGAGUGGCAGGCUGGGGAGCUGUGGGAUAGGUUUCAUGGUGGGGAGGAAGAAGUGGUAGAGCGGGGAGAGGGGGGGGUGGUGGGGAGGAAGGAUGGUGGGAGAGAGAGAUUCGUGCAGAAGUUGAAGGAUGUGGGCGUGUUGGAGAGGGGGAUUAGUAUGGCGGCGCUGCAGGGGCUGUUUUUGGUUAAUAAGGGGGAUGCGGAGGGGGCGAUUAGGGCGGUGGAGACGCUGUUGCCGAAGGAGAUGGAGAGGAAGGGGGAGAUGGGGAGGUAG